GCCACAGCUGGCGCUCCCUGACAUGAAUGAACCAUGUUCGGACACGGAGGCUUAGCUCUCCCCGUUUACUGCGCGCUCCUGCUGCUUCCCCAGGCGCACAGUCUCCGCUGGCCGCUUAAGGACAGAAGUGACGCGAGACUGGAGACACACAGGACGUCUGCGCAGACACACAGCCGGACAGCAGCCAGCAAGGAGGAGGUGUUCCAGUGGUGGGGCGAGUGGUCAAGCUGGUCUUCCUGCUCUCGGAGCUGUGGAGGUGGGGUCCGCAGUCAGGAGAGACACUGCCUCAUCCAGAGGCUGUCCACCAGUCAACAUGGAAACGGUUCCUUCUGUGUGGGCUCUCCUAAAAAGUACCAGCUGUGUCCAAACCAGGCCUGUCCAAGCCACAGUGCGAGUUUCAAGCAGCACCAGUGUUCACAGUUUAACUCCAAAGCAUUUGGCCGAAGAUACUAUCAGUGGAUCCCUCUGUAUCCAGCGGAUUACAUUAGCAUCUCCAACAAGCCGUGUGACCUGCAGUGCACCACCAUCAGCGGAGAGAGGCAGCUGCUCGUCCCUGCUCACGAUGGCACCUUCUGUAGGGACACCAAACACCACGGAGUCUGCAUCGAGGGCAUGUGUCAGCCUAUAGGCUGUGACGGGGAGCUGUACAGCACCAAGACGGUGGACAGAUGUGGGCUUUGUGGAGGCAACGGGACGUCCUGUCAGCGCAUCUCUGGAUCCUACAGAAAGGCACUCACACAGUUAGGUUAUGCAUUCGUCAUCAACAUCCCACGUGGAGCCACGGACAUCCAGAUCAUCGAAAGACACAAGACGGAGAACAUCCUGGCUCUGUCAGAUGAAGCAGGGCAUUUCUUCUUCAAUGGAAACAGCCUGUUCGAUCACCCGCAGAACUUCCAUGUGGCUGGAACAGUGUUUAAGUACAGACGUCCUAACAGUGUGUUCUCUGACGGGCUGGAGUACAUCAUCGCACAGGGACCUACGCUGCAGGGGCUUAACGUCAUGUAUUACAACCUAAAUGGGAAGCUGCCCCACAUCACCUACGAGUACACCGUCCCCCUCUCCUCACACAUCACCACAGGCCCCGCCCACUCUCAUCCUAACCACACCCUCAAUGAGCUGAGUGAGGUGCUGUCAGAGAGUCAGACUCCCACCAACCACAGUCACCAGUUUGACAGCGUCCUAGAGUCUGACAACCAAUCGGAAGACAAUCCACAGGAAGAGGUGGGGUCAGAGGAGGAGGGGCUGAUGUGGGAGAUCCGGACGCCGAGCCCUCCUCCACCUGCCGCCAUGUUGGUGUACAGACCUGUGGACGUGAUCAGCCAUGUGUUCAGUCAUAAUGAUGUGGAGGAGCCAGGACCACCCACCCUCGUUGAUUACAGGAGUACCUCCAACUCAGUGGAUGACCCGUCCACUGAUGAAGAGAACGCCCUCCUGCUUUCGUUUCCAGGCAGUAAGAGCGUUCACUUGGCCCUCCCUGACGACGCCCCAAUUCUGCUGCUGGAGCGACUGCAGCUGAACCAGAGCCACUCAGACCCCGCCUCACUGAGCCCUCCCUCCGAGCCCCAGGCGGAGAGUGAAUCUGUCCUGGUGAAGCUCCAACAGCUCGCCCAGGCCCCCAGCACUGAGAGUAAUGACUUUGAUGUGGGGUUGGACCAGGAUAUCCCCAGUAUCUCUGACAUGUAUCGGUGGAAAGUGUCAGCCUAUGCCCCCUGCAGUUCAACAUGCACCACAGGUAUCAGCAGCAGCUUCGCCCUGUGUGUGCGUUAUGAUGGCACUGAGGUGGACGACAGUUACUGUGACUCCCUGACACGACCAGAGCCCACACAUGAGUUCUGUACGGGGAAGGAGUGUCCCGCCAGGUGGGAGACCAGUGGCUGGAGUGAGUGCUCCCGAACCUGUGGGGAGGGCUUUCAGUACAGGACGGUGCGCUGCUGGAAGAUGCUUUCCCCAGGCCUGGACUCCUCUGUGUACGACUCCCUUUGUCUGUCACAUGAUCUGCACAAACCGGCCAAUCGCAAAGUGUGCUCCGGACAGAGCUGUGGGCCGCAAUGGGAGGUCUCUGAAUGGUCCCAGUGCUCGGCUCGCUGUGGUGCUCAGGGAGUGCGGAGUCGAGAGGUGCGCUGCUCCAUGGACCUUAAGCUGUGUAACCAGACGAGCAGACCUUCAGACAGACAGCCCUGUGAGGGGCCUCCCUGUGACAGGAGGUGGACCGUGUCAGACUGGGGCCCUUGCUCCGGGGCCUGUGGAGAGGGCAGGAUGGUGCGAGCUGUCAUGUGUCGCUCUUCUGGAGGAGUGCUCAUGUCAGAGGAGCAGUGUGACCACGCCUUCAGACCACUGGCUGUUUAUCCCUGUGGAGACAGAGACUGUGCCCCCCACUGGGUACAGCAGGAAUGGCAACAGUGUAACGCCUCAUGUGGGCGUGGCGUGCGUCUGAGGCAGGUGGUGUGUGCUGGGCUGGAGGCUGGAGUCUUUAAAGAAUUCCCUGAGAGCAGCUGUGACCUGGAGCACAAACCUGACAGCAGCUCGCCCUGUUUCCAGAGGCCCUGCUCCAAAUGGUUCACCACCGCCUGGUCCCAGUGCAGUAAGACGUGUGGCAGUGGGGUCCAGGUGCGGGAGGUGAAGUGUUACCAGGGCGACGAGCUGGUGACCCGGGGUCACAGCUGUGACUCGGCCCUGAAACCUGAGGCCCGGCAGAGCUGUGAGCUGCAGAGCUGCCCCACCCCUCCUCCAGUGGUGCCCCCUGGUGUCUCUGUGGCUGUAGAGGACUCGUGUCAGGACAAACCCACUGCUAACUGUGCCCUGGUGCUGAAGGUAAAGCUGUGCUCUCACUGGUACUACAGAAAAGCCUGCUGCCAGUCGUGCCGGGCCCCCAGACCCUGAGACAGCCACACUGUGGUUCCUAGAACUACCACGGGCCCCAAACCACACUGUUUCAAACUGGUGCUACACAAAGCCUGCUGCUACCAACUAUUGAAAAGACUGUUCACCUCACCAGCGUCAGUGUGCCAGUCCAAACAAUGUGAAGAAACCUGAGCACUCCAGGGCCUGCUGUCAAUGUUAUUUUCAGAUCUUCUCUUUGUGUCACUUUCCUGCUCCUCUCACGGAAACACCCCGAGCCCCAUUUUGGGACACACACAAACACACUACAGCCAUAACAUCACGACUUUGUCAAAUGUUCAUAAAUAGAACAAUUUUUUGGAAUGGAGCUCAACACUCAACACUAAUACAGUUCCCAUUCAUUUUUCGUGUAGCUUUUUAAACAAGUAUUUGUAUAUUAAGAGUCUAAAGGCAUGGCCCAAAAAUGUGUUUAAGAACUACAAUUUUGCUAACAUUUCCAAUUAUUAUGAUUAAUGAUUAAUUAGUAGAUGCACUGAGUUUUCGGGUGUGGAAAAACGCUUACACAUGUACUUUGACUUAUCAAAGCCUCUCAAAGCUAUCCUGUAAUCAUUCUUCAUUCACUCCAUACUCGGUGGUGGGAAGGAAUUAAACAGAUAGUGCCUUUCCCAAAGACACACCAACAGAACUUGACUCAUGCAGGAAUCGAUCCUCCAACCCACUGCUCUAACCACUGAACCACUGCCUCCCCAAAUGUCCCACAGUAUGACAUUAAACUCUGGAUCUUGCAGUUAUUCAGUUACAGGUGCUUUUAUUGCUCAAAUAUACUGUUGAGGAAAACAGCCCUUUCCUCUUGUGUUCAGUAGUUGUUCAGUAGUUUCUGCUUAGACAUAGAAUACAUUUGAAUCAUAAAUAAAGCCCAGAGAAGAACUGACAUCAAAUCAAAGAAAGUAAUACUUGUACCAUGAGUCUGUACAAGGAGUGUUGACAUUCCCAAGCAGCGACUGCAUGUCUCUACAACGAGUGUGAGACACCAACUAUAGUGGGAGGAUACUGUUGAGGAAAACAGCCUUUUGCUCUUGUGUUUGUUAGUUUUUGCUUAGAUAAAGAAUACACUUCUAAAAGAAAUAAAGUCCAGAUAAUUUACUUAGUCAAACAGAAGAAAACAAUACUUGUACAAGGAGUCUGUGUUGACAUUCCCAAGCAGAGACUUAUAUGUAAACUAUAGAGGGAGGCUACCGUGGUUUUAGACUUCGCUCUUCUUCAUUGGUGCACAUAGACACACAUGAAGUACUCCCCCAGCGUGACGUCACUGCAAAGUAUCAGUAGCAGUGGUUAUACAAAAUAACAAUUAUUUGUCCUAAUGAUACUCUCUAAAAACACCUUUGCACAGAUCUGACGAGUUUCAUGCCAUACAUCUCCGUGAAAACAAGCAGGUGAUACAGCUUCCACCAGAAAAGUUACACAUUACAUCUUUAAGCUCAUUAGUUUCCACAUAACUGAUUAGUCUAUCAAACUCAUUAACCCAUUUAUUUAUUAUUUACGGAAAGUUUUUUUGGGGAAAAAUGAAUGGGAAUUUUAUCUACAGAGCCUGAGAGGUGGGCGGGACUGUCAAACUUCACAACACACAGCAAUGUCGGCGUAAAUAAGGCAGCUCUUCACAUACGCCCAUGAAGGCCAGAGCCCACACGACCAAAGACACACUCUCUAUAUUCCACAUGUUCACUGUCCACUGUGUGUCAUGUUGCUGUUCUUGUGUUUUGUUGUUUUUCACAUUAAAUAAAGAGGUUUUUAUACA
Boleophthalmus pectinirostris (great blue-spotted mudskipper) is the source of this 4633-nucleotide messenger RNA. RefSeq names its product ADAMTS-like protein 2. The coding region runs from base 34 to 2880 and encodes 948 amino acids. Gene Ontology annotation, molecular function: metalloendopeptidase activity. Lineage: Eukaryota; Metazoa; Chordata; Actinopteri; Gobiiformes; Gobiidae. Gene Ontology annotation, cellular component: extracellular matrix. Gene Ontology annotation, biological process: extracellular matrix organization. The transcript has 20 exons. The record is from RefSeq and is a predicted model, not a curated record.